AUGGAGGAAGAAGAGAACAACCAGCUGGCCUUCCUGGAUGUCCUCGUAUGCCGCAAGGAUUGUGGUGGACUAAAGACCAAAGUGUUCAGUAAAGCGACAAAUACGAUGCAAGUACUGAACUUCAACAGCGACCACCCAAUCAGUCACAAACGCAGUUGUGUAAAGACGCUCUGUCGGCGUGUCGAAACGCACUACAGUGAGCCGGAAGACAAGAUUGCUGAACUACAAUACCUCCGACGGGUCUUCAAAGCCAAUGGCUACCCGCGCAACUUCGUCGACCGGUGCAUACGCAAAAGGGACGAAAGGCCUAACCGCACGGACACCAAAUCUUGGCGGGCACUUCCGUAUGUCAAGAACGUUUCGGAAGCUGUCGGCCGCCUUCUCGCACCAAUUUGGGUUAGAGUGGCACACAGACCGGAGGCAACCAUCAGGCGUCUGAUCAUGAAACCGAAGGACCCACUGCCACGGCUAAAAAUGUCUGGAGUCUUUUAUCGGAUCUGGUGCAGUUGCGGACAAAGCAACUAUGUCGGAGAAACCGGAAGACAGCUCCGAACGAGAAUGACCGAACACGCGGCAGCGGUGCGCAGAAAUGACGCCAGCUCUCAAGUUGCGGAUCAUUCGACGAGAUCCGGCCACACAUUCAAAUUCGAUGAGGCCGAAAUUCUCGCAAGAGGUAACAACCGCGUGAGCCGGGAGCUACUGAAAUCAUGGUUUACUGGACCCCAGUCCAUCAACAAAUGCAAAGAUCUUCCCACUCCAUACUCCGUGCUACAACUUCGCCUAGGUGGUGUAACAAGCCACGCGGGGAGUGCAGAGGUGAACACUCUUCCCGACACCCGGGUCAGCGCGUCAGAUGGUCGAGCAAUCAUCACACCAACGUCUAACGCAUGUAAUUAAAUUGCAGCAAUUAACGACGCGAACAUCGGCCAUUACGCCACGUGCAACGAUCCCUGAUGAAUGGGAGAGAGCCGUAAAUAAUCAUAGGUAUGCGGUAGCAUGGCUACUGCAUCCUAUAAAUACUGCAGUCGCAUGCACAUGAAUCAACCUUAUCUGCUUAUGUCUCUGAUGAAGGAUUCGAGCAGGAAUUCGAAACGUCAGGCUAAUAAAGCUCUUGUCCAGACGCUCGUGCCUUAUUCUUCAAGACUGCGUCCCAGCACUCGUCUGUUCGCUUCUAUUGAAAAUGUGCGACUCAUUUCACAAAGUAGGAUAGGUAUUAAUCUAGACAGUGGGACUGCAUAUCUCGCAAAAGAUGGAUGGGAAAAUCGCAUUUGCAUUUGAAUAAGUCCUCUACAACAACAUCUGCGGCAUCUGCACAUCACGGCAUAGUCAAUUCCGUAGGGAAUUCGACUACUUUUAAUGUUGAGCUCUUUAAACACACCAUCACGCCUGGUAUAAACACGCCACUAUCGACUCCCCCAGCAACGCCUAGUAGGCCUAAGCGUGUGUCUAAGUUUAAGACAAAUCCAAUUACUGUAUUAGCCACUCGGACACCCGAAAAAUCCAGUACCAGUAUAAAACCUUUCCUCCACAAUCGGCUAACAGUGCCUCCAAUACCCCGACUCAAAACGUAGCGUGCUUCCAACUGCCCCCAGCCCUCAUUACGAGGGAUUUAGGCCGAAUAUGCCGAUUUUUCCGCCGUUUACUAAAACUCUUGCUCCAAUGGAAACAAAGCGUCCCCCGUCCCCUAACUCAUUUCCUCCACGGCCGUUUUACCAAUUUAUUCCUCAUGAUAAUGUCCAUACUGAGUCAGUUAACUCAUCCGAUCCUCCGUUUGUUCCGGCGGGAAUACGCUACAGUAUCUGUCCCGCGGAUUUCCAGUUGAAAAUUAGUUAGCUUACAAUGGCUACCAGUUCACCUGCCCGUCAUUUUCUCCCCCAAGUCCUACCCCUUUUUAUCCACGCAGAAGUUUUCGAUGCCACAAAAUUUUUUGCAAAACCGGAUGGUUGCAUCUGGACCAUUUGCUCCGUGGGCAGCCCAGAACUCGACGAUGUAACCCACUUCCCUCAGAAACAAACAGCCUUUCCCUUCAAAAAUUUUGUUUUAAAUGCCAGGUAGUUGCUUAAUAAGAUGCCUUUGCUUCAGACUCAGGUGUUUGUCCAUUGUCCAGAUAUUGUUUAAGUAACUGAGACGUGGGUAUCAGCCUCAGUAGCUGACUCCGAACUCUCUCUUUUAGGCUAUAAUUGCACCCGAAAUGAUCGCCAAUAUAGCCGUGGUGAGAGCAGCUGCGUCUACGUUAAGCAAACACUUACAUUUUUGCCGUUGGACCUCCCGCAUUUUUCCGCAGUAGAAGUCAGCUGCUGGCUCCAGGUUGCACUAAAAAUUAGUUCUCCUUACUCGUUGGCCGCGUCUAUCGCCCUCCCAAUGCCAACGACAAUUUUGAUCGUUUACACUCACAGGCUUUUUAUGCUGCGGCCGACUUAAGCAUUAAGUAUAAAAUGGUUGCGGGUGACUUUAAUCUUCCCGAAGUCCGCUGGUCUCCGCCUUCAGGCCCGAGAAGGUUCUAAGACAUUCUUGAGGCUGUAGAUGUUGGGAUGUGGAAUCAGGUUGUCGAUUUUCCCACCCGAGGCUCAAGCAUACUUGACCUUAUUUUCUGUAGAGGCUGCAUGCACUCGUUAGUGCCAUCCCUAGGUCCACUCGGGGCUCAGACCAAGACAUAUGUGUUUCAACGUUGGAAUUCGAGGCUGACAAAUCGUCGUCCCCAAAGUAUAACUUUUUCCGCGAUUUCCGACCAACUCGCUCAACCAAAUUAUUAAGACACCUGUAUUCCUACGACUGGACUGAUUUCUUCCUUAGUUCGGAGGUAAAUGUUUGCACUGCAAAUCUGUACGAAAUUUUGGAUCCGCUUAUUUCUCGUUUUGUCCCCCGAAAGAAAAUUAUUAAUGGUGGGGAUGAGGUUUACCUACCCUUACCCUUUCAUCGCAGAUUGCGCAGGCUUGAUCGUCGUUUCCAGCUUCAGAACGAUGUUUCUGUUCUGCCCUUGAUUUGUGAUAUACUUAAGAGGGCUAAGAGAUUGUCUGAAGAAAAACAGCUGGCCGAAAUAUCCAUUUUACCGAAAACCAUUCGUUUAAUUUCUCGAAACUUUUCUCUAGAAAAAUACGAACUCACCGAAAGACGCAGCAUCCCAUCCUCCGAGACUUUCUCAGAAAUCCUAUAGUUGAUGCCCAGUAAAUCUCUGAUAGCCUCAAUGUUUUCCUGUCCGACAUUAUUCAUUGAAGUCUCGACCAUUCCGCUUCCGACCAUCCAGCCAUUGGCUGGGCAGUUCCAGAAACUAUAACUUUCACUCUGUGAAAUGUGACUAAUGCGAUUCGGAGUUUUCGUCAACCUUAUAAUCCAGGACCUGAUGGUGUCCCAGUAAGCAUUUUAAAAGCCCAUGCAAAUACGAUUUUCCCGUCCCUCUUGCUCUUGAACCUGAAACCUCUCCUACCUUGCGGAAUGAAUCACACAUUCUGCCCAUUCCUAAGCACGGCAAAUCUUCAUCAUUUGAUUACUUUCGACCAAUAAACACCUCCCCGCAGUUUCGAAGAUCUUAGAGACAUUGUUCAAAGAGAAGAUGAUGUGUCACUUAACAGUGAAUAGCCUACUGAGAGCUGCUCAGCAUGGAUCAUGUGACACCUGUCAACUCUCUUACUUUGACUAUGUCCUCUUUCGGGAUAGGUGACAAACUUCUGAAUUUUAUAUCCUCUUACCUGGGCACUCGUACACAACGAGUUAAGAUUUCCAAUACUAUCUCCAACUCCACACGUGUGAGGAGUGGAUUCAUUCGGGGUAGUGUACUCGGCCGCUUUUAUUUUGCAUUUUCGUUAAUGAUGUACCCGAUUUAUUUCAGAAUGGUAAGCCCUUAAUGCAUGCCGAUGAUCUUAAUGUUGCAUAUCGAUAUAAGCCGGCAGAUCAUGACAUCGUGUAUGAGCUCCUCGAGAGCGAUCUACAGGCUUUCGCCCAGUGCUACCGCACAUGGCGUCUUUCUCUUUCUUGGCAUAAGUGCUCAGUCAUGUUGGUUGGCGACGACCACUAACCUCAACUUAAUAUUGAAGGUCACUCCAUAAAUGUGUCCAACGUUACUAAGGAUCUGGGCAUAUCAUACUCCAAGAGUCCCAAUCUCUCGGAGCACUGUGCCUUUAUAGUCUCCAAAGCACACAGAACGACGGGUUUAUCCUCCGAACCUUUAAAACUAGGGACAUCAGAAUGCGCCUUUUCAAUAUGUACGUUAAACCUGGUCUGGAAUACUGUUCGUUUCUAUUUAGACUCAUGCGUGCUGCUGAGCGGAAGGAAGUAGAAUCCGUUCAACACUUUUUCACCAAGAGAAUUUUAGCCGCGGAACACCGACAUUUGUCUUACCAAGAACGUUGCCGGCUUACGGGCCUUGAUCCUUUAUGGUUCCGUAGAUUACAAAAGGGACUAUUUUUGCUAUUUAAACUCUUAUAUAGUCACACAUUUAACCCACUCACCUCUUUAAGACAUCAUAUCCACCCACGACGUAACAGUCACCGUGAGGUCUUUUUAUUUCUGCCUCUGGCACGUACUGUUAAAUAUCGUCGGAUCUAUUCUGUAAAUGCAAUUGCUAUUUGCAAUAAACUACCAAUGAGUGUGAAAACUCUGCAAAAUUAUCCUUAAUUUAAGAGAACUGUUACUCGAUUUUUGCAUUCCGAAAAGCUUCCUCAAAUUUUGGGUUCUGUAUCCACUGAUCGACUCUACUGUAGCGAUGGCGUUUGUGGCCUCUGAACACUAUGACCGGUCUCACCAGCUGUUCCUCAACGCCUCUACUUUGACUGUCCCCAACUUCAUGAAAGGAAUUGACGUUCGAUGAUCUCCGAUACCGUGCAACCCCCUAUCCCCCUUCUUUACCGUCGAAAAUCUAUCGCCAGCAGUUAUUUUUUAUUCUGAACCCUCCAAACCAAUAAAAACCAUCAUCAACUAUAUUUUUAUUCUUCAGGAGUUUUUUUUCACUGCUUGUUGGAUUUGUGUUUAAUCGCUUCCCUUGACAAUGCCUGUAAACUGGCAUUUAAUAAAUUAAAUUAAAUAUUAGACUUCAUAAUUGGCAAAUUGUUUAUUCUUAAAAUUCUCGAAAACUUCCUGUCCCACUCUGAUUGACGAGUCUGAAAGCAAUCGGCAAUGAGCCAAUCAGUUAUAAAAAAACGCGUCCACAAAAGUUGCGCAAUCGGGAUUUGAUCCCGUUGCCUGCGGAUCCGGAGGCUAGGAUGUUAAACACUACACUUCCGACGAACGGCCGGACGCUGGUCAGAUUAGUUUGUUAACUGCAGAAGAGCAGCUGAGAACGGUCUUUAGUUCAUAAGCACUCUCUUGCCAUAAAAUGCCGCUGGAGGCAUUAGACUCCAGGGGGUUAAGCACAACAUGCUCCACGAGACAAGAGACAAAAUAAAAUCCAAUUCACUGUCAAGUGGCCUUGAAAACUGUAUGACAGACGGGACGGAUUUUGCGCUUGUCGGUCGCUGUGUCGGCUGUGAGUAACUUGGAAGGCGAGUCCAGACGCUAGAAGAGAAACAGGGCUUACUGACGGACAUCACUAUGGCUAUUCAGGAGCACAGUCAGAUAGAAUUACCAAAUAAUCCGCCAGAUUUCCGAAUGAUAAGUGACGAAAUUCCUACUAAUAAAGGCACCGGCGCGGAAAACUCAAAGUCAGUCAGGAAGAGGAAGCGUGUUAUGUCGCCAGGGGACACUACAGACAAAUUAAUACCGGUGGAUAAUGUGUCGGUCGACGUUCAUGCAUUAAAAAGAAGUCAGGUUUCAUAACUUACUAUAGUAACUUAACCUGCCAAAUCAUCAAACACUAAAGUUGGGAAAGCCAGGGUGACCCUUAGAAGAUCUGCUAGAAACAACAACGACUCGCCGUUAUUCUUGGAAGGCAAUGCUGUUACUCCACUUCUUCACAAGGCUAACUCAUCUAGAAAGUGCCCUUACCAAUCCGUUAAUGGAAAAGGAAACGAUAAGCCUUCGUGCAGUACAUUGCAACAGGGUAAUGAUUAUAAGAGCUCCACUGCCGGAGCAAGUACGUCACGUGAAAAUCCAUGCCCUAAACUCCCUACGCUUGCCGAAAAUCAGUCAAAUGUCGAAGUGCCAACAGCCGUCGGGAAUACUACAGUAGCAUGAUAUCGUCCUAGCGCGGACGGGACAGUAAUGAGCUCUUCCAUAAAUCUUAAGCAAAAUAUUACAUAAGGAGAGCCCCAGAGUCCACAUCCUGCAUUCCGAAGGAGCGAGUGACGCACGGCCUAGACCUUCUCCAUUAGUAAGCCGGUGCCGUCCUGAAGGAUGGAAAAAUAUUCACCGUUAAAAAAGUCUUCCAACUAGACAGAGUGGACCCAAAUCGUGACCUAAAAACAUCCCCAAGACCCGCUGGUUUUAAAUUUGAAGAUAAGUGGAGGAUAUUAUUUUUAGUGGUUUUUCUGUGAGAUCUAACGAUUUUAGUACCCGUUUUUUGGUUGAAUUUCCUUAAAUACAGGCCUUUUCUCUAAGUACUGCCCGCUGCCAUCUCCUUUCGAGUUUUGCUAGUCUACGCCCGCUGUUCACUAAUCGCAAUUUGCAAUUCUCAUUUUGUGCAUCCGAUUUCUCUCUAACUGUUGUAAUUUAUUUUUACAUCGUUAGCCCCUAGCCGAAAUUCAGUCAACAUGUCUGCCAUAAGUUUUCUUAAUCACAAAUUGCCUCAAGACAAGAUGAGACCAAAAGUCACUGGUCGACGUAAGCUCUCGGCUCUUGUAAGUAAACAUGGCCUAACUAAACGUAAGUCAGAAGCUUUACCUAAAUCUAUGUCAGAUGAUAUUACUAGUCAGUCGUCACCCGUUGUAAUUGGUCGGCAGCUUAAUCUGUCUGCACCUGACAGGUGCAAUGACUUUAUGCUAAAGUUUGGCUCUUUGCUGACAAUUCUUGUGCAUUUAUUCGACGGGAACAUCUCCGAUAUUCCCUCUGAGGAAUGUAGGCGUCUCGACUCACUUGUUCACCUGAUCGCCAGUGAAUCUAGUGAUAGACAGAAGCGUUCUUACAACUUCCUGCUAAAAAAUGUUCCUCGAUCUGCUCGGCCAAUUGAUGUUGCGACCAGUUUCCUGUAUUCAUGUGGUUUCAACUAUAAAAUAGCUGAUGCCAAACGCUUGUCCUCCCGUAGUACAAAUACACCCAUCUUAGUCAAAUUGUUUUCAUCAAUCGAGGUUGACACAAUCUUUACUCAUCGAGAGCGUGUCACUGCGUACCUAGAGAAGGCAAAAUUUUUCCUUUGUCAUGAUCUUACUCCUAUGGAGCGUAGAAUGGGGUCUCUAUUCUCACGUAAACCUACUGCUUCUCAGUCUAAUGCUCCCCAACUCGGUCAUAAUACAAGUGGCCGUAAGGAUUCAGCUUCUCAGUCUAAUGCUCCCCAACUCGGUCAUAAUACAAGUGGCCGUAAGGAUUCAGCUUCUCCUACUCCUGCGACAUCUGACUCCCUCCUUCCUCUUUCUCCGACAUCUCCAUCUCACUCGAACCACUUGACGCAUUUGCCUGCCCCUAAACUUGCAGCAGCAGCAGCAGCAGCAGCCCCAUUUGUCGUUUCGUAUCCUCCGGAUAGUCACGCCGAGACACAUGAAAGUCCGUCUACAUCAGCUAGACCGAUAACUUCUAUUGUCCAACUGGGUGCUGUAAGGUCUACAGCUCAGUCACCUGUGGCUUGGCGUCAGAACGGUGAGACUCGAAAAUUGAAUCAGACUCCGACCCAAAAGAAAGGUAGUACAGUUCCAUUUGGAGGUACUACGCCUUCUCUUAGAUCUAACAAGUCUGCUCAGCCCAGCACGUCUACAAAUCCCGCAGCUCCAAUUAUAUCCUCGAAUAAUUCUCAGUCCUGCGUACCGGUUACUUAUCAAAGCCCUACUAUAUAUCCAGCAACUAAUUCAUACAUGAAUUGCCCUAAAUCAUUUAUGCCCCAACCUAGUUCAGGCUUCCCACCACUUAAGGCCAAUUGCUCUCAGGUACGUCAACCUAUCUCCUUUGACUUCCAAUCUAGACCUGGUUUCCCACUAUUUCAUUCUUUUAGUGGCCUACCCUUACCCAUUAGCCCCUACUUUCCUUCUAGCCUCCCUCCUCCGCCUGCUCCUCCUCCUCCUCCUCCUCCUCCUCCUCCCCUUCCUCCAUUAUUUAA
Messenger RNA from Spirometra erinaceieuropaei, 8113 nucleotides. The record is from the annotation of a GenBank genome assembly. Lineage: Eukaryota; Metazoa; Platyhelminthes; Cestoda; Diphyllobothriidea; Diphyllobothriidae.